Caenorhabditis angaria is the source of this 9397-nucleotide messenger RNA. NCBI's taxonomy places the organism in Eukaryota, Metazoa, Nematoda, Chromadorea, Rhabditida, Rhabditidae. The record is from the annotation of a GenBank genome assembly.
AUGAGAAUCGCCGUCAUUGGAAUUCAACGAACAAAACAAAGGUUAGUCAAGUAAAAUUUUAAUGAUCGUGAAGUUGCUAUACAUAUGAUUUGAAAAUAAGUUUCGAGAUCCAAAAAAUCAUCCAAAUCACAAAAACUCUAAUCAUUUGACAAUUAUCGUCAAAAAUAACAUCCGUGAGGAAACAAAAGCCAUUUAGGGAUUUAGAACUAAAAAUCUAUGAGAAAAUAAUAAGUACAAGCGACGAAUUUCACCGAAAUACGUUUUUCAAAGUAUUCCAAAUAUAAACUGUUCUUUUUCAGAGUCGAUCUAACAACAGCGUGUCCCGCGAUGGUUCAGUCAACAAUUUAUCAACUACAAAAAUUGAAACUCCAUCUACCAAAACACCCCCUUCAACCACCAACUACAGCAACAACACCAUCUCAGGCAUCACACCAACACUUUAAAGGGGGUACGGGCUAAUCAAAAUUUUAUGGAAAAAAUAUACCAUCUGAAAGAGGAGGUUCCGUUUAGUAUGUUCCCAAAUUUUCAUAAUUAUUUUUCACGUUUGAAUACUAUUUUUUCACGCGCAAACACGAAAAAGUUGCGCUCGACUUCAGAGAAAUAGCAUGCAGACACGAGAGACACAGCGUAUUUAGGCCCCGCCCCUUCUAUGCGCUGUGUCUCUCUUUCUUGUGCGCUAUUUCUCUGAGGUCGAGCGCAACUUUUUCGUAUUUGCGCGUGAAAAAAUGGUAUUUAAACGUGAAAAAUAAUAAUGAAAAUUUGGGAACAUACUAAACGAAACCUCCUCUUUCAGAUGGUAUAUUUUUUUCCAUAAAAUUUUGAUUAGCCCGUACCCCCUUUAAUUAAAUACCUAAAUUUCUAAGAUUUCUUGAAUUUUAUACUCAAUUUGAAAUUUGUGUAUAUUGUGUUUCUCUAUAUUCAUGAUUUUUACUUUUUUCUAAUAAAUAGUGAUUUGAAAAAUGUGUUAAUGUUCAGAAUUAGGUCGGUUUCACAAGGAAAGGUUUUCAAUGUUCCCCCAAGGAAAAAACCGAGAGUAUGUGGAAUGUUGAGGGUUCCCAUGGGUAAGAAAACCCUAACGGGAAUAAGGAGAAAAAUGCCUUGUUUUAGAAAAUUUUGGUGUUAUUGAUUUUUGCCAUGAAAUUUUUUAGAAAAAUCGAAACUUUUUUCAAAAUUGGUGAAAAAUGUCAAUCUAAAAAUCCAUUUGUAGCGCAAACGGCGUACUUUAGUAUUACUUCGACUAAAAUUAGGAAUAAAAUAAUUUUGGUCCCAAAAGUCCACUAAAUCAAAAAUCCAGUUUGAAAAAUUCAUAGAAAAUCAACGUUUUCGUUGUGAAGGAGAAGUUUGUGUGAAUCGAGACUAUGAUUUUUGGAUUCUACGGACCAAAUUACGUCUGUUGACCGUCAUAAAUUUUUCAAGUUCCGUUCAUUUGAAAAUGGAAAAAAUUAUUUUUUGUGUUUUUUGGUGACCAUUUGAUCAGAAAAACCCCGACUAAAAAAACCAAAUUUCAAAAAAUGUUUUAUUUUUUGAUAAAAAGUUUCACAAACACCUAAUCGACCAUUCUGAACAACUUCCACGACUCAAAAGUUCAUGAAAUAGAUUCAAAAUCGAGUUACAGAUGCUCUAAAAAUCAAAAAAUGGUGUAAAAAUCGACCUAAAAUACAUUUUUUCUCGAGAAUAAGGCAUUUUUCUCCUUAUUCCCGUUAGGGUUUUUCUUACCCACGGGAACCCUCAACAUUCCACAUACUCUCGGUUUUUUCCUUGGGGGAACAUUGAAAACCAUUCCUUGUCAGUGAAAAAUGGGUAGGGAAGGGUCGAAAAGCGAGGCUGCAGCAAGUAAAAUACGAGUGUGUGACAAGUGAUUUACCAGUGUGUGACAAGUGGUUCACCAGUGUGUGACCACUCGCUACCAGUGUGUAACGACUACCACACCGAUGCGUACCCAGUGUGUGCACACAUCGGUAUUUUUGUGGUUACACACUUGUGUUUCUGUUGUCACACAUGCGUAAUUUUUUUUCUGAGAAAGGAUAAUUGUUUUUUUUGUGAAACUGUAGAAAAAAAAACAAAAAAAAAUUAAAAAUUUGACGUGAAAAAAAAAAUCUUCAAAAAAUAAAAAGACAAAAUUCAACACCUGAAAAAAAUAAUAAAAACGUGACGUGAUUUUUUGCCAACACGAAAAACGCAAAAAAACGGUCAUUUCCAAAGAUUAUUAAAAUCGGAAAAGGCUGACAAUUCAAAAUGUCCUCAAAUGACCGAAAAAGAAAGACCGAAGACCCAAGCGACAAUUAUCCAGGACCUGAAAAAAAGGCUGUCCCUGAAGAGGAGAUUGAAUUGGCGAUGGAUAAUACGCAAGAAGAUGAGGAGGCGGUACCAGUGCCAAAUAAGGUAAGUUAAUAUAACAAAUUGAUUUUUCGGAAGGGGCUUGUUGAAACAAAAAAAGAAGUUUCCACUCGAAUACUCUGCCGCGACCUAGAAAAUCAUGAAAAACUAGUCCUUGCGAUCAAAAAUGACCUAGAAAUCCAUUUUUUGUUAAAAGUUCGAUUUGGCCUAGAAAAUCAUGGAAAAUUGGAUUUCUAGGCAAAACAUUUCUGAAUUUGUAAAACUCCUGUGAAAUUUGACUGAAAACCUGGAAAAUAUGGAAUUUUCAAUGAAAAAAAAAGGGACAAUUGUUAAAGAAUCCUUGAAAAUAUAAAAUGUAUGAUAAAAAUGAGAUAAAAAAGGAAAAAUCUUGAGAAUUUGAGAAACUUUAAGAAAUAUUCGAAAUAUUUCGAGUUUCCAAUGUGUUUGAGCUUCUAAAUUGUUUUUUUUAUAGAUCGUGGCACCACCCAAUCCACAAAUAUUCGAUCCGAGUUUGGAUGUGCCUUUCACAUUCAACUCGGAUCGAUCCGAAACGGAUCUUUCGCCAAUUGAACUGGUGGCUCCACCAUCUCUACCACCUCCAUCUCCACCUCCUCGAUCACCAAUUUCUCCAAGGCGCUCAAGAUCCGAGCCAACAACACCAUCGGAAGGCGAGCCGCUCUCGAAGAAGCUCAAAUUCCCACCGGACUUGUGUGAUAUUAGGGACAAAUCGAGGAGGGAUUCCGCCGAAGCUCGCCAAAUUUUCAAAGAAAGCUUCCAAGAGGUUGUCGAUUUAUCAAGAGUUACUGAACGAUCAGAGCGAUCACAACAAACAUCGCCUGUUCUGACACCUUUGCCUGUUCAACGCGCAGAACUCAUGAAUAUUCCUCAAAUGGCUCCUGAACAGACAAUUCAAGUAUUGCCAGCGGUUCAAUUUGUUGGAAGAAUGGUUGAAUUGGAAGUUGCACCUGUGGAAAGAGUCGAAUAUUUGGAAGUUGCGCAAAGAAACACCGCGCAAAAUGUUCCGAUUCGACGAGAUUUGGAAGAAGUUCGACUGCUCGCCGCUCAACCAAUUAUCAAUGCGAGAGUUGCGGACAUCGUUGUGGCUCCUGUUCAAGUCGUUCAAUUCGCUCCACCACCUCCACCACCACGCGAAUUGGAUGAUUUGGACGAGGAUGUUGCUGGACCACCACCACCAGCAGCUCCUCCUGCGCCUCAACCAGCUCCACUUCUUCAACAACAACCACAUCAACCGGCUCAACUUCCUCAACAACAACCACCACAAGUUGCUGCUCCACCUCCACCUCCACAAGUUGCUGCUCCACCUCCACCUCCACAAGUUGCUGCUCCGCCCCCACCUCCACCACCACCAUCUCCACCAACAUCAGGAAAUGACUGGGCGAAAGAAUGUGAAGACUGGCUGGCUAUUAUUCAGCGCUGCUUUGAUGCAGUCAUCCGCGGGCAGGUGACGAACCAAACCAUCGACGCAAUCCAAUCGUUGACGAGAUGUCGAUCAACAUUGCGAAGAUGGGUUCGUGCACAACCCGCGGAUUCGGACGAUAAGAUGGAUAAAAUGAUCCAAAGGAUUUCGAGGGCAAAACUACUUGUUCCUAAAUUCAAGUAGUCUUCUGGAAAUCGUGAGUUUUUUUGAAAUUUCCCCAUGGAUUUUAGAAAUUACCCAUUUACCACAUGAAAUUUUAGCAAUUGGGAACCCUCUAUAUUUCUUAGUCAACCAAAAAAAACCCCAAAAACCCCGAAAACGAACAAAAAACAAAAAAACAAAAAUAAUUUUUUUCGAAAUGAAAAAAGUGCAAUGGGGCGCACUUAUUUGCUUUGGCAAAAUUUGAAUUUUUUAUUUUUUCAGACCACACACAACUCGUCUUCAAUUACUGCUAUUAUUAUUAUUUCACCAUUAUUAUAAUUAAAAAAGAAAACUACAAAAAAAAAGAAAAAAAUCUGAAAAUCCAAAAAAAGAAAGAAAUAAAUAAAAAUCAAAAAAAAAAUACAAAAUCAAAAAAAACCCAAAAAAAGAAAGAAAUAAAUAAAAUCCAAAAAAAUAGAAAAAAUCACCAAAAUCCAAAAAAAUUUAAAAGCAUCAAAAUACAAAAAAAAAUUAUAUUAUUAUUGGCUCAAUUAUUUAUUGGAUUGGAAAAUCAAUCAAGGCUUCAAUCAAUUUGGCGUAUUACUGUAUUUUUAUUUAUUUAUUGGUUUUUUGCUGGAAAAUGAUGAAUUCGAUUUUUGAGUGAGUUUUUUUCGAAAAUUUUGAAUUCCAAUUAAUCUGGAAAAAAAUUCACAGGCAAAUUCAUAUGGAUACAUAAUGGAUACAUUAUGGAUCCAUCAUCCAUAAUCGACCCAUUUCGGUUACAUCAAGGGUCCAUAUAAGAUCCAUCUGACAUCAAUCAGGGGUGAUGUAUCGCUGAUGGGUCUCAGAUUGAUACUCAGCUGAUUGAGCUGAUAGUUGAUUGAUUCAAAAUGGAUCGAUGAUGGAUGAUGGAUCCAUAAUGUAUCAAUUAUUGAUAAAUCAUCAAGUCCUUCUUCACAGUAGAGUUUUUUUGAACAUGUUUUCUCUUCCAUCCAUUCUAUUUAAGGAUAAAAAUGAUAAAUCGUGGUUUCGUAGUCACUACGAAUUCCUGAUUUUUAAAUCUAGCUCGAUUUUAUGGACAAAAAUGAUGAAUCGUGAUUUCGUAGUCACUGCGAAUUCCCGAUUUUCAAAUCUAGCUCGAUUUUAUGGAUAAAAAUGAUGAAUCGCACGAUACCUUUUUAAAUCAACUCACAUGCUUUGCUACAUUUCAAAAAAUAAUGCAGAAAUUGAAUGCCGCAAUUCAAACGCGUUUUGUAAAAUCGGAAAUGAGCAAAACAAUUCACGUCAAAUUAUUUAAUGUAAGCUUGAAUCUAGGGUACAAAAGUAGGUCGACAGACAGAUCACCGUUUAAUAUAUGAGAUCGAUUAUCAUGCAUGCACAUUCUUUUGUUCAGAUGCUUCUGAAAAAACGAAAAAAAAAACAUUUGCUCAAUUUCGGGCUAAAUUUUGAGCUUUUACGAGUCGUUCAACAAAAACUGAUAACUGGAUAUUUCUUAACAGGAAAAACUCUAUCGAAUGGUAUAGUGUAACUGAGUGAAGUUCACUACACAGGGAAAUCUUGACUGAUCCAUAAUGGAUAUAAAAAAAUAUUGCAUACUAAUAGCAAACAAUUUGUAUCCUUUAAAAUUAAACUCGAGAAAAAAUGCAUCCUUUAUGAUAAUAAAAAUGCAUCCAUUAUUUUUCUUUGAGAAUUUUGAGAAGUAACCAUAAUGCAUCCAUUUUUAGAUGGCCGUGGAAGAGAAAUCCAACAUGAGCGUCUUCGUCCAAUUAGCCAUUCAAAGUUUUUUUUUCAUUUUCGCAGUUUUUUGUGUUUUUUCCGGUGUUUUUCUAUGUUUUUCCAUGUUUUCUUUUGUUUUUUAUGUGAUAACAAUGCGAAAUAUGGAGGGUUUUAUUGGUUCAUUCCGGUAAUGGUUCACUCGGGUGAAAAAAUGUAUCAUCGUAAUAGAUAAAUAGGAUGAACAGUACGGAUUGAAGUUUUUAUUUUUCUUGACUUUUCGAUCCGGGAUGAAUUCUGUGUGUCUGGUUGAUUAUUGGUAGCUCCAUAAGAGGUUCUCUGAGUUGUUUUGAAGGGUUUCUUUUGAUUACAAAGCACUUGUUUCUAAAGUGAAUACGUGAACGUGUGAUGUGGCAAAUACGUAGAUGGCAUUUCGUCUUUCUUGUUUUCAUCAUUUGUCGACAUCUCUCUCUCUCUGCCAUAUGCCACGACCAAACUGUAGUGAUAUUAAAGGUAUUAUUAGCUUGUUUUCUCCGCUCUCAUCAGAAAUUUGAACAGGCCAGCUCGAUUUCGAAGAGCAUAUGCGAAAUGAGGGAUUAGAUGAGUUGGAAGAUGCCGACUUUCCCAAUUUCGAUGUUUUGACUGAAGGUCAUGUUGAAGAUAAUGAUCAAAUUAUUGCUGAAGAUCUGUCAGAUGAAGAUGUUGAGCCGGAAUCUGAGGCCGAAUCAGAUGAUGAAGAGGGUGUGGUAUUGCCACCUGAGGAGGACAUUAGAAUUAAUGAAGGUUUAUAAGAAUUUGAUUUUGAAGAAACACCUUUGGUUUCUUCCAGAUCUUCUCAGUUCCCGUCUAAACAAUCUCAAUGAUCGACAGCUAAUUACUCUGUUGAUGUGUUUGCAAUCUAGAUCGACUUCAAAAAGUUGAGUUUGUUAGUUUUCCUUCCCCUAUUUGUUCGGUUUAGCUUUUCAACGAACAACUUUUCUUCUGGAUGAUGAAGAAGCGAAAGAAGUUCGAGAAAUAUGGGAAGAAAGCAGAAAAGCAUAUACCGAUUACAAAAUCUGUUUUUGUGGAAAAACAUUGGUUGGGAGUCAAGAAUGGUAAGAAAAACAGCCUGUUGAGACUCAAUCCAGUUCCCUUCCAAAUUUCAGUAACCUGUGUAGAAAAAGUGCCAUUUUCACAAAGAUUCCGACGAUUCCGCAACUGAAAGAGGUUGUAAAUCGUAAUUUCGAGGACAUAAUGGAAAUUAGAAGGCAGCUGAAAAAUGGAACAAAUGUUGAUCACAAUCUUCACAGUCCUUUUCUCUCCCAGUUAUGGAAAAAUGAAACAGAUACAAUUGAUUUGUCUUUGCUUCUUAGCAUUGAUGGCGUUUCGACAGAUGGAAAUACUAAGUUUGUUUCUGAAAAGGAUAACAUAUAAUCAAUAGCUUUAGGGAAAAGCUAUGGCCAAUUGUGUUCUGUUUAGUGGACGCGGGGACUGCGAAGCGCCAGAAGGCGUCCAAUAUGAUAGUCGGUGGAGUUGUUCAUGCUGAUGAAGACCCAAAUACAUUAAUUUGGGAUCGAGUUUUGAAAAUUGUUGAUGCUGAUCUUAAUGCAGAUAGUCAUUUUGAGGUUGCUCAAACCAGGUUCACAGCAAAUAUCACUUGUGCAGUUGCAGAUCAACCUGUGAGUAUAAUAGUUCCCUAGUGAUUUUUGAAUCAUGCUGGUUUUUAGGCGAAACGUUCUAUUCUUGGAAUGGUGGGCCAAAGUUCUGCGAGAUCAUGUUUAUUUUGUCUAAGCACUGACACUUAUUAUAAAUUGAAAGCAGACGGUAAAUCGAAACAGGUGUUUUUUUUUAAUUGAAAUUUUUGACAGCUCGUUACAUUCAAAGAUAUAACUGUACCGAGCAAGAUGCGAGAGAUGGUCUUAUGGGGUUUACGGGUGAUUAUUGUUAUAUAUUAGAUUUGAUGCGGCCCUGGGAUUUUAUUAUUGAUUGCUUGCACAAUUUCGCAGAGGGGAUCAUUAAGUAUCUCAUUGCAGGUAUAAAAAAGUCAACAAUGAUACACAGCAGAUUUUUCACCGCGUUACUCUACACAAAAAAAUUAUAGUAUUCAUGUUUUCUUCACUUUUCUCUAUGAAUUAUGCAUAGUACAAGAAAAAUUCUAUAAUUCAAAAAAUAUCGUGAAAACAAACGAUCUUUCUUUCGUAAUUCGAAAAAUUUGCAAUUAACAGGGUUUAUGUGGAAAUAUGUUUUCUUAGGAAAUGGGUGAAAAAUCAGUGAUGAAACAUGAAAAAGAAGUGAUAGGAAGAAAUUCUUUUUAUGCUUCAAAAUUACUUUCUUACCUAUUUCUAAUAAAAACUCUAUUUCCCAUGAAUUCAUUCAAUUCCGCCCAUAGUCUUCGUCUGUUUGCACCAUAUUUUUAAAUUGUUCGCAUUUUUCAUUGAAAAAACCAUUUUAAAAAAUCAAUGUUUUCACGGAAUUGUAAUCAAAUUUACAAAUUUGAAAGUAGAAUUAUCGCAGUGAAAAAUUUGCUGUGGUCAUCUGCAUUGUCAAAAUACUAUUCAGAAAUUCUACUAAGGACUUUGAGAAUGCAAGAGAAAAUACGACGCUCAUCGAUUUUUAAUGUAGACGAGAAUGCACUUUUACAUUUUAUGAGAGGAAUACAUUGUCACAGUGAUUUCACGAGAUCUACAAAAAUGCGAAAUGGGACAGAUCGUAGUACAGUAUGUUUAUUUCUAUGGCUAAUUGUCAUAGAAAAUUUCCAGGUUUUUCGAAUUCUCAUACUCCUUUCAUUUUUGAAAUUAAAAUGCAGUAUUGAGGCAAAGUUGAUUGUUAUUGGAGUUUCCUCUCUUCUCAAUCAUUUGUUCACUAGCACAAAUGUUGAAGAUUCAUUUUAUAAUGAUUUGUGCGAUUCGAUAACUUUUUUUCUUCUUGGCGCCUCUAGGAAAUAUUUUCCAAUGAAAAUUCAUGUGAGUUAGAACAACUCAUUCCAUCAAAAAUCUCCAUAUUUCUACAGGAGACUUUGCUGCAUUUACCUUAUUGCGUUGAGAAAUUCGGAAAUAUAGGUCAGUUGUCUACUGAACAAUUCGAGACAUUGUACAAUUAUUUAUUGAACGAAUAUUCCUCUCAGUUGACAAGCAAUUUUGUGUCUACUGCGGCAACUAGGUAAAAAAUCAAGGUCUUUAGCAUGGUUAAUGAAUUUCUACUUUAAGAUUUGUACUUUUGAAUGAAGCAACAUCGGAAUUCCUGAAACGAUGGCUGAAUAAUCCAUCAAAAACCAUCAAAAACUAUAUGACUACUUGUGUCGAGUUGAAACCACAUCAAGACUUGGCCAAAAAACCAAUAGCAAAUUUUUUGCCAGUCGACAUUCCACAUCUUGCGCAAGAAAAAUCGUAUUUCUCAAUUUUGAAGUUAUCGUGCGGUACUUUUCGUUCUCAAUACGGAAAAUGGAACACGACUGACGACAUCGUUUUUUUUGUCCAUAGUAAAUAUAGAUGCGGAAGAUUUGUUUUGUAUGGAGACGAAGGAAUUCUCAUUGAACCGGUCGAGGAGAUUCGCUAUGAUUAUAUUCUUCCUGAUAUAUUGACGGAAAUUAAUAAUAUGACAAGAGGAAAACUGGAGGCUCAGCGAAUAUUUCAUCAUUUUCGAAAAAUGAGAUCUGUCAUUUUUGGUGAUUAUGAAGUGGAUCGAAGAAUAUGGAUAAACCCCCGAAUGGCUAUUGGAGUUGGGGCUAGUAUAGAUGUUGAAGGACAUACAAUGUUUCUUCAAAUUAACGGGUCGCCAAAUCACAAAUAA